Messenger RNA from Melanotaenia boesemani (Boeseman's rainbowfish), 2327 nucleotides. RefSeq names its product suppressor of cytokine signaling 3a (gene socs3a). The transcript is spliced from 2 exons. The coding region runs from base 334 to 939 and encodes 201 amino acids. Gene Ontology annotation, biological process: intracellular signal transduction; phosphatidylinositol phosphate biosynthetic process. Lineage: Eukaryota; Metazoa; Chordata; Actinopteri; Atheriniformes; Melanotaeniidae. Gene Ontology annotation, molecular function: 1-phosphatidylinositol-3-kinase regulator activity. Gene Ontology annotation, cellular component: phosphatidylinositol 3-kinase complex. The record is from RefSeq and is a predicted model, not a curated record.
CUUCAUUUAUGAUGCUCAGCUCAGUUGGAAAGGACACCGGCUGUUAAGCUCACAGCGGCAACUCUGCAAAUCUCAAGCUUUUUGCCCCCCCAAAAUAUUUCUAAAGAAAAGUAAACAAGCUUUCAGCAGUCUCAUCAGACGCGGGACAACUGUGAAAAGCCUCUAUCCGACGCAUCUGGAUUUAAAUCAAAAAGCCUGGAGAGCCAUUGAAAGGCAUUUCAUCUCCGAACAGACUGAGAGCUGAACUCUUCUUCUGAACCUCUGAUUCUGCUCCUUUCUGGUUUGUGUGGCACCCAGUGCUCCCCAGACUGCCUUAAAAGCGGGCAUAGCGCCAUGAUCAUUUACAGCAAGUUUGACUCCGCAAUGAGCAGCUGCCCCUUGGACUCAAACAUACGACUGUCUUACCGUUACAAAACCUUCACCUCAAAGAUUGAAUACACAAUGAUCCUCAUCACUCUUGAGAAGCUCAAGCAGAGUGGUUUCUACUGGAGUACCAUCACCGGCAAGCAAGCCAACGCUCUGCUGGCGAAUGAACCUACCGGUACAUUCCUCAUCCGGGACAGCUCUGAUAAUGGACAUCUGUUUACCCUCAGCGUCAAGACAGUGUCAGGCACAAAGAACCUGCGUAUCCAGUUACACGGAACAUCUUUUUGCCUGCAGACAGACCCUAAAAACAUUAACUCUGUUCCUCACUUUGACUGUGUUCUGAAGCUAGUUCAAUACUACAUGCCUCAAAGCAAAGGGAAUGCUGUCUAUUACAUUUGCUCUGGGGGGGAGAAGAUCCCUCUGGAGCUCAUCAGACCUCUCUCUUCUUCUUUGUCCAGCUUGCAGCAUCUUUGCAGGAAAACAGUUAAUGGCAAUUUGGACAUUUCUUCUAAAAGGGACCAACUUCCUGUCACUCUUAAGGACUUCCUCCAGGAGUAUGACGCCUCUGUCUAGAGUUGUUGGACUAUUGCUCUUGAAGGGGCAAAGGCUUAAGUACAACAAAGCCGGACGGUGCCAGUAAAGCUGCAUGUGAGGACAAGCACUGUGUCAUGAGAGUAAGGAUGCAGCAGACGCAGUAUCGAGCUUGUGAAAAGGAGCAGAUUUGUACUCAGAGGCAGGCAGCACAGGCAGAAAUGUUGCCAUCAGUUUCUUAAAGUUUCUUUAAGAGACACUGGGUCAAAAAAAGCAGCAUUUCGGUCGGGUGUUAUGCAAAUCCCUGCGGUACUUUGGUGCCUCAUUGAUGACGUACAGCUUAGUAAAAACUGAAGUGAGAUCCACAGUCAGCUGUCUACAUGGUGAUGACAGAGUUCUUCUGCUGCUGAUAACACACGGCUGCCAAGCACAGAAGCCUUAGACGAGGAACCAUUGAUCAGAGCUAGACUGACUCUUGCGAUCAGACUGGCGUUCCCCCCCUGCAUGAUAAUCUCAGAAACAUUUUAGACACAUACUUCUCACAUAAUGGGAUUUCCAACCAAACGUUCCUUGGAACCUUGGCUUCAUACAUUGGAAAUGUUAGAGUACAAAUAAGUGGACACUGAGAGCUUCUUGGCCACAUUUGUUUAAUAGCCAGCAUUUAAUCUUAUAAACUGAAUGUUAUAAGAUAUUCUGAGAGCAGAAACACAAUAUGUUUUUUUCUUGUUUUACAUUGAAUUACAGGAGGGGUUUAUGCCAAAUUUGCCAGCCAACAUGACUGAAUAUUAAAGGGUGUUACAUGAGAAAGUAGUUUCCCUGCUGUGUUAUACCAAUAGAGUGAACCCUUGUGUAGCUUCAUUUGAGAACUAUAUCCUAAGACAGUGGUUUCCAAACUGGAGGGCCUGGCCCCUAGGGGGUCCAGAGUUAUGACUGUGUGGGCCCAACUAGACUAAAGGAAAAAUUUUCAUUCUGACCAGAUCAUUUUAAAGCCAAACAGUUUUAUUUGCUGCAGUUUUUUUAAAAAUAUGUUCCAAUGUUCUUAUUGGGGUGUAUGUGGUAGCGGUGGUAAAAUGGAGGUCCUGCAGAAAAAGUUUGGGCACCACUGUCCUAAGAGAAGUUGUAGUAUUCAUGGUACAUCCAAGAACAUCAGUGCCUGCAAGUGAAUGUAUUACACAUGGAGUCUGUCUUUUCUUAAUAAGGAGAGCAUUCAAAGGUGUCUCAUUCUCCUUAAAACCAUGUUUACAUUAUUAAAUGGUAACUCUGUUAUUGAGCUAUCUUUUAUAAAGAUGUAUUCUUGUCAGCCAAACCAAUGGCUGUAGCUUGAAGUGAUCUGAGAAGUUUGACAAAGCAAGCAGACUGAUACAUUGCACUUAUUUAUAUUUGUUUAAGCAUUUUGUUAAUUUAUAAUAAAAAAAAAUGAUAUUUUUCUA